AUGUUUUGCAUAGGUGGUGGAAAUGUGAAGAUACCCACCAUAAAGUUGGAUUUCAAGGAAAAAGCGAAACCGAAAAUCGACGCUAAGUCCGAAUACGUACCACCAGUACCGGAAAAGAAGAUGAUCUCUCAAAAAUUGGUUUGGAAUGCACAGUCAAAAGUCGGCUCAUUGGAUAACGUCAAGCACAAGCCAGCCGGUGGUAAUGUACAGAUUCUCGACCAGAAACUGGAGUGGCAUGCUGCCAGCAAAGUCGGUUCCAUGGAUAAUAUUAAGCACAAACCUGGCGGUGGAAAUGUGCAGGUCAUUCGCCAUUCUUCUGCAAGGAACAUCGGCUAUUGUGUCGAUAUCAAAUCAAGCAUUGAGCAAUCGAUUUAUAUUCGACGAACGGAUACAGUAUGUGUCAUCGACCAAUCACAAAUCGAAUAG
Messenger RNA from Ostertagia ostertagi, 426 nucleotides. The record is from the annotation of a GenBank genome assembly. Lineage: Eukaryota; Metazoa; Nematoda; Chromadorea; Rhabditida; Trichostrongylidae.